Messenger RNA from Priapulus caudatus, 682 nucleotides. RefSeq names its product DNA-binding protein Rfx5-like. NCBI's taxonomy places the organism in Eukaryota, Metazoa, Priapulida, Priapulimorpha, Priapulimorphida, Priapulidae. Gene Ontology annotation, molecular function: RNA polymerase II cis-regulatory region sequence-specific DNA binding; DNA-binding transcription factor activity, RNA polymerase II-specific. Gene Ontology annotation, biological process: regulation of transcription by RNA polymerase II. The record is from RefSeq and is a predicted model, not a curated record.
AUGAACCUAAUUGAGGAAUCGAAAAAGAGGAUCUUAGUUAUUUUAGAAGAGGUGAACAAAUUGUCUGAUGUAGAAAAGCUGCUUCUAUAUCUCAAAUUGCCAAAGGGGACCAAUCAGCACCAACCUCAGUCAGGAUGUUCGGCGGGCAGCAGUCGGCAGGACCAGGCUAAUGCCAUCACGUGGAUUCGUAGCCACCUGGAGGAAGAUCCUGGAGUCUCAAUUCCCAAGCAUGAAGUGUAUGACAAUUACAAACUCUACUGUGAUACUCACAAACUGAAGGCGGUCUCACAGGCCGACUUUGGUAAGAUUAUAAAGUCGGUGCUGCCAAACAUUAAGCCGCGGAGGCUCGGCAACCGCGGCAACUCAAAGUACUGCUACGCUGGCCUACGCAAGACGAUCGACAUGAAAGUUCCCAGUCUGCCACCGAUCCACAUUCCUUCCUCUGCAGCUGCUGCUGCUGAGCGGGAGCUGAGCGUGGCUGCAUCGACCGUGAUCUCGGAAUGGGCGGCGAAGCAGCUUGGCCGGUCGUUCACUAGCCUGCAGCACAUAGCCGUCCACCUCAUCUCAAACAUGUACGUCGACGACCGUUCAAUGGCCGCCUUCACCGUGCUCAACGCAUCCGGCGGAGAGGAGGCGAAAGCAUCGCAUAUCGCUGCAGCGACGACGGACGCUUGCAAGUCGG